This is a messenger RNA of Melozone crissalis (California towhee), 1039 nucleotides long. It is a transcript of the gene MOB3C, whose product is annotated as MOB kinase activator 3C. Lineage: Eukaryota; Metazoa; Chordata; Aves; Passeriformes; Passerellidae. The coding region runs from base 362 to 1012 and encodes 216 amino acids. The record is from RefSeq and is a predicted model, not a curated record. Gene Ontology annotation, cellular component: cytoplasm; nucleus. Gene Ontology annotation, biological process: signal transduction; positive regulation of protein phosphorylation. Gene Ontology annotation, molecular function: protein kinase activator activity. The transcript has 6 exons.
UUAAAUACCGCAGCGCGCUUCACAACUCACCCCACCUCCGACAGAAAGGGAAAAGCACAAAGUGCAACGGAGGGAUUUGAGAGUGGAAGCCGCCGUGCCGGGGGAUGAGCUCGCAGGCCUGGAGCUCCCCGUUCUUGGAAUUACGUCUCUGACAACGGAAUAAUCACCCUUGGGACUGAACCAGAGCUGUUGGACACCCUGAGGCCAUUGGACACUUCUUUUCAGGGCUCACAGCAAGUUACUGCUAGUAGCAGUGAGAUCUCAGCUCCCAGGAAUGAGAAACCUCCAUCCCUGAAGACCCCAGCCCUGGGUUUCAUGGUGCUCUGAGCCUCUGCCCUCACCCUGGCUGGCCCUGCCCACAAUGGCCCUGUGUCUCAAGCAAGUCUUCAACAAAGACAAAACCUUCCGUCCCCGGAAGAAGUUUGAGCCGGGCACGCAGCGCUUUGAGCUGUACAAGAAAGCCCAGGCCUCCCUCAAGUCUGGGCUGGACCUGAAGGCUGUGGUGCAGCUGCCUCCUGGCGAGAGCAUCAACGACUGGAUCGCCGUGCACGUCGUGGAUUUCUUCAACCGCAUCAACCUCAUCUACGGCACCAUGUCCGAGUACUGCACCGAGAGGAGCUGCCCCAUCAUGUCUGGUGGGCUCAAGUACGAGUACAGGUGGCAGGAUGACAGCAAGUACAAGAAGCCCACCAAGCUGUCGGCCCCACAGUACAUGUGCAUGCUGAUGGACUGGAUUGAGAUGCUCAUUAACAAUGAGGAUGUCUUCCCCACCAGGAUAGGUGUUCCCUUCCCCAAGCAGUUCCAGCAAGUUUGUACCAAGAUCCUCACCCGCCUCUUCCGUGUCUUCGUCCAUGUCUACAUCCACCACUUUGACAGCAUCAUCAACAUGGGUGCUGAGGCUCACGUCAACACCUGCUACAAGCACUUCUACUAUUUCAUCAGGGAGUUCAGCCUCAUUGACCACAGGGAGCUGGAGCCUUUGAAAGAAAUGACAGAACGAAUUUGCCACUGAAGUCUCCUGGCAGAUGAACUCAGCUGG